AAUACUUCAAAGCUUACAAAGAAAUGAUAUGGGAUGUCGCUUCUCGAGGACGAACGAUACAGAGCCUGAAAAUGAUCCCGAUUGUAUCGAUUUACCUACUGAAACCAUAAAUCAGCCAUUAUUGGACAGUACCGACCAUUAUUUUGUUUCCAAUUCUAAGACAAUAUCAAUGUUAGAUACGACAAAAGUAUUAAAUCGAGCUACAGUAUCUGUUGAUGAUGAUGAUAAUAAUGUCAAAGAAAUGAAAAUGAAAACUGCUACUAAUUGCAUUAAAAAUGCUUAUUUAAUGGCACAAUGGGAUAUGUCAUCAGUUCGUUCAACUUUUUGUAAUCGAAUUACAUUUAAACCAAGGAUGCCAUUAAAUCCAGAUGUUCAGGAAACAAAUACCGUUUAUGUUAACAAACCAAUAAAACAGAUUGAAAGCGCCAGUCAGGUUGAUUUUUUUCGAAUGCUCGAUGAAAAAAUUGCUCAAGGAUCUGAUGAUUUAAUCGAUUCUGAUGAUGAGAAAUGACACAUUUCUCCAUAAAUAAUCCUUUCAAAGGUGUGAAA
Messenger RNA from Loa loa (African eye worm), 549 nucleotides. RefSeq lists its product as hypothetical. The record is from RefSeq and is a predicted model, not a curated record. NCBI's taxonomy places the organism in Eukaryota, Metazoa, Nematoda, Chromadorea, Rhabditida, Onchocercidae. The coding region runs from base 29 to 511 and encodes 160 amino acids. The transcript is spliced from 4 exons.